Messenger RNA from Tripterygium wilfordii, 1083 nucleotides. RefSeq names its product F-box protein CPR1-like. NCBI's taxonomy places the organism in Eukaryota, Viridiplantae, Streptophyta, Magnoliopsida, Celastrales, Celastraceae. The record is from RefSeq and is a predicted model, not a curated record. The coding region runs from base 1 to 1083 and encodes 360 amino acids. The transcript has 2 exons.
AUGCCAGAUUUUAUGGAGAGAGAAAGAGGUGCAUCAUGGGAGCUUUACCGCUUUAAUAGGAAUGAUACCAAUCCAAAUAAUCAUGCAAACCUGGACCUGGGCCGAACAUCCAAAAAGAGUGAAGCUAACAUGGGCUUUGGGCCUAAUGUUAAAUCCCAAUUCUCAAGUCUCAGUGUAGUGUCCUACUCCUAUAUUUUUAGAAGCGUAUCGAAAUCAUGGCGUUCUCUGUUGGAGGAACCCCUUUUUCUCGAUUCUCAUCGCAAGCAAACCAAUAAAAAGUCGCUGAUUAUACAGACUGAUGACUUAAGCGAUAGCAAUCCCACGAGCUUCCUCACGUCCGAUUUCGAUUCGAUCGACAAAUUGAAAGAAAUCGCCUUCUCGCCCGACCCUGACCUCGGAAGAUCCUAUUCUUGUGUCAAAGUUAUCGGAUCUUUCAAUGGAUUAGUAGCUUUGUCUUGCACAUACGACCAAGGGACACAAGAAGACGUUGUCAUCUGGAACAUCUCUACGACAGAGCGUCAAAUUCUUCCAGAUCCAUUUCGUGGUGAGCUUUAUACAUGCCUUCCAACAACACCAAGCGUCGGCUUCGGAUACGAUUCCGUCAGCGAUAGCUACAAGAUAGUGAAAUUACGUGUCCGUAGCAGUUUACUGUCGACUGUGAUAUACAACCUGAAAAGAAAUCAUGUGACUUGGAGUCUCGACGAUUUUCCUGGCCCUCAUUCACUUGUACAUGGAAGGGGAUUGUUAUUCGAAGAAUCCUUGCAUUGGGUUUCAUUUUUAAUCGGGACAAAAAAAUGUAGCAUUGUUGGUUUUGGUCUUGAAAAAGAAGAGUUGUAUCAAGUGCCCCUGCCAGAUUGCGUCGAGAGGAACAUUGCUCUUGGUGUAUGGGGAACAUGUCUUUCAAUGACCAACACAGAUUCUGCUGGAGACAUAUGGGUAUGGGUGAUGAAGAAGAAGUAUAUGGUCGAAGAGUCGUGGACCAAAAUUUACAGUAGACGUUUAUGGGAUUGUUUUGGGGUCUCCAGAUGGGGGAGAUGGAAUCCUCUUGGGUGGGAGAAGUCUGUAUUUGGACGACAUAAUUAA